AUGGCUAACGUCAAAACAGAUAUAGAGAUCUUAAAAGAGGACGAAAUUAAGAACUACUGUGAAGACUUGAAGCGCAAGAGAUUAGACGAGUUCAUGGAGGGUUUCAAUACUAUUUCGUUAUCGUUGAAAGAAAUGUACCAAAUGAUCACUAUGGGUGGUAAUGCCGAAUUAGAGUUAGUUGAUAGUUUGGAUCCUUUUUCCGAAGGUAUUUUGUUUAGCGUUAUGCCACCAAAAAAGUCUUGGAGAAAUAUUAGCAAUUUGAGUGGUGGUGAGAAGACCUUGAGUUCAUUAGCAUUGGUUUUUGCAUUACACAAGUAUAAACCAACCCCAUUAUAUGUCAUGGAUGAAAUCGAUGCAGCGUUGGAUUUUAGGAAUGUGAGUAUCGUGGCAAAUUACAUUAAAGAAAGAACCAAGAAUGGUCAGUUUAUUGUUAUUUCUUUAAGAAAUAAUAUGUUCGAAUUAGCCAAGCAAUUGGUAGGAAUUUACAAAGUCAACAAUAUGACCAAAAGUAUUUCCUUGCAAAACAAAGAAUUCUUAAAUUGAAUCAAAUCGAAAUGUAUAAUAUAUGUAUUGUAUAAUAAAAUGAAAUACUAUAAUUUAUAAGGAACUUCGACCCUUGUAGCAAACCCAGGAUCACUGUUCCGUUUCAAAUCAAAGUUGUGGUCAAACCAGUCCAUCAAAUCAACUAAAUUGUUAAUGAAGUUCAUUUCUUUCAACUUAGCAUUAGUUAAAAUUUGGUGCAACAUCUCUGAUAAAUGGUGUUGAAUGAUUCUAAACGGUAGUCCAUAAGACAUAGAGUAGUGCCAGAAGAGUUCCACUGCCAUCCAUGGAGUUUUAUCAUACCCAGCAAAUAAAGCUGGAUUUUGC
Yamadazyma tenuis ATCC 10573 is the source of this 867-nucleotide messenger RNA. NCBI's taxonomy places the organism in Eukaryota, Fungi, Ascomycota, Pichiomycetes, Serinales, Debaryomycetaceae. The record is from RefSeq and is a predicted model, not a curated record.